Aspergillus affinis is the source of this 1833-nucleotide messenger RNA. Its product is annotated as multicopper oxidase. The transcript has 3 exons. Bases 1 to 1833 code for a protein of 610 amino acids. The record is from RefSeq and is a predicted model, not a curated record. Lineage: Eukaryota; Fungi; Ascomycota; Eurotiomycetes; Eurotiales; Aspergillaceae. Gene Ontology annotation, molecular function: copper ion binding; oxidoreductase activity.
AUGGCUUUCUUUAGCCAUGGGAUAGCUCUGUUGCUCACAUUGCUCCUGUCGCUGAUAUCAUGGGCACAUGCGUCGGACCAGGGGGUCAAGGCCACAGGCAACACGGUGCGCUUUAAUCUCACUCUGACGUGGGAGGACUGGGCACCGGCGGGUACAACCCGGAAGACAAUCCUUACCAAUGGGCAAUUCCCCGGUCCUUUGCUUGAGGUGGACCAGGGCGAUGAUGUGGAGGUUAUGGUUGUCAACCAGCUUCCUCAAGGGACUACAAUGCAUUUCCAUGGGAUCCCCCAGAUAAACACACCGUGGUCGGACGGAACGCCGGGCCUGUCCCAGAAACUGAUCCCAUCGGGUGGUCAAUUCCUCUACAAAUGGCGCGCGACAGAGUACGGGAGCUACUGGUAUCAUGCUCACUCACGGGGACAACUUGAAGAUGGAUUCUACGGGCCUAUCUACAUACGACCGAAUAGAUCGGUGACAAGGCCAUUCGGACGGAUCACCACAGAUAAGAAGUCUCUUCUUGCCAUGCACAAAGCGGAGGACACGACUACACCGAUCAUCCUGUCGGACUGGCGACAAUUGACAUCGGAAGAGCUGUGGGAUGCUGAGCAGGUGUCGGGACUGGACGCGAUGUGUGCCAACGCUCUCUUGAUCAACGGCAAGGGGUCGAUAAGCUGCUUAGGUAGAAACAACCUGAUGUCGCUCCUAUCCGACGCCCGAAAGGAAGUGCUGGGCGGUAACAUAACUGACAUCGGGUGCAUUCCGCCUGUGAAUACAGGUGCCCAGGGCGAUUACCAGCACAACAUGAGUGCGCUUCCCCAAUCGGUCUUCUCGGGUUGUACUCCCUCUGACGGCCCGACUGAAACAAUACUCGUCAAGCCCUAUUCAAGAUAUGCCAGUUACGAUCUUAUCAGCGCGGCUGGUGUUUCAUCGGUCAUUUUCGCCAUUGAUGAGCAUCCCAUGUACGUCUACGCCGUCGACGGACGAUACGUCGAGCCUGUCUUUACUGAUGCAAUUGCUGUCCCUAAUGGAGCUCGUUAUUCCGUCUUGGUCGAACUUGAUAAGCCGGCGGGUGAUUACACCGUUCGUCUGGCAAACCACGGGCUCACUCAGAUUAUCAACACUACUGCUAUAAUGUCCUACGAUACGACUCAUACCACCCAGACAAAUUCGUCUACCCCGUCGAUCAAUGUCGGCGGAGGUGUCAUAUCGGAAAAUUACAUGCUUGCAGAUGAGACCGCGUGGGUUCCCUUCCAGGUGGAGAUACCAUCUCAGGAGGUGUCCCAGACGCAUGUCCUCACUAUUGACCACUACGGCACAUCAUACCGCUGGACCAUGGGCAACUCCAGCUAUCCUCUUUCCCUUGAGGAAGAGUCUCCGGUCCUGUUCGAUCCCUCAUACGCGGAACACGAUCUCAGCAUCCAAACCAACAACGGCACCUGGGUCGACUUGAUCUUCCACAUGGUCAGCACGCUCCAGCCCCCUCAUCCGAUCCACAAGCACUCCAACAAAUUCUUCGUCAUUGGCCAUGGAGACGGCGAAUGGAACUAUACGUCUGUGGCCGAGGCCGCGGAGCUAAUUCCGGAGAGUUUCAACUUCGAAACCCCGCAGAUUCGUGAUACUUUCAUCACUCCUGGGGCUGCCACAGGGAAUAGCUGGCUGGCGAUCCGAUACCAGGUGAUCAAUCCCGGGGCGUUCUUGUUGCAUUGCCACAUCCAGGUUCAUUACAGCGGGGGUAUGGCUUUGGCCGUACUAGACGGUGUGGACGCAUGGCCCGAGGUCCCUGAGGAAUACCGAGAUUCGUCGGGAUUCAAAUCCGAGCAGACGCAGGCAUGA